Molecule: messenger RNA, 1193 nt
Organism: Teleopsis dalmanni
Lineage: Eukaryota; Metazoa; Arthropoda; Insecta; Diptera; Diopsidae
Gene: hh
Product: protein hedgehog
Biological process (GO): multicellular organism development; regulation of gene expression; cell-cell signaling
Molecular function (GO): patched binding; calcium ion binding
Source: RefSeq, a predicted model, not a curated record
CGAUGCAAAGAGAAACUCAAUGUUUUGUCAGUGUCGGUGAUGAACCAAUGGCCUGGUGUAAAAUUACGCGUUAUUGAAAGUUGGGAUGAGGAUAAUUCGCAUGAAAAUAAUUCAUUGCAUUAUGAAGGACGAGCCGUAGACAUCACAACAUCCGAUUGUGAUCGUAGCAAAUAUGGUAUGCUAGCACGUUUAGCUGUAGAGAGCGGUUUCGAUUGGGUAUAUUACAAGUCACGUGCGCACAUACAUUGUUCUGUUAAAUCAGAUGCCAUGCAUCCUACGCAUAUAAGCGGUUGCUUUACACCGGAGAGCACAGUAAUCACAGAGAGCGGGGCUACCAAGCUUAUGAGUGACCUACGCAUUGGCGACCGUGUGCUGAGUAUGAAUGAAAAGGAUGAACCGGUCUACAGUGAGGUCAUACUUUUUAUGGAUCGCAACAUGGAGCAAGUGGAAGAUUUUGUUAAAAUUGGCACGGAAGAUGGCGCAGUAUUGACAGUUACACCAGCACAUCUGAUACUAACAUGGAAUCCCAAAAAGGGACUCAUGGAUUAUGUAUUUGCCGAAGACAUAGAAGAAAAUGAUUUUGUUUUGGUGAAAGAUGCACAUGGCAGCUUGAGUCCACAACGUGUGGUGAAAUUGAGCGCAGUGGUGCGCAAAGGUGUAGUAGCGCCACUCACAGCAGAAGGAACCAUUGUGGUGAAUUCUGUGGCGGCUUCGUGUUAUGCCAUUGUCAAAAGUCAGUCGUUGGCGCACUGGAGUAUGGCACCUGUACGAGUGAUAGCUAAACUCGAAUCAUGGUUAUCGAGCAAAUCUAAUGCGGCAUCUUCAUCGCAAAGUAAUGAAAUUGCAACUCCUAAACUAGACACAACGCAGCAGCAGAAUGGCGUGCAUUGGUAUGCGAAAAUGCUGUACACGCUGAAGGAUUACGUGGUGCCGCGCUCCUGGCGCUAUCAGUGAUAUGUUAUAUAUGCGUUUUAUUGCUAAGGGGCGGGUACCGUAGGGCGCGGCUGUGUUGAGUUUAUUGAAACAUGCUAAAGACACACAACAUGUUUUGUCCAAGUGCUUAACUUUUACUAACAUUUUUGCUAUUGUGUACUUAAAUAUUUUUAUUUCUGUUUUGCCUUUCGAAAAAUCCACUACAAGUAGUUAACAAAGCGAAACACCCUGUAUUAUAUGAAUGGUUUUUUUUGUAUUUU